AUGUUGGGCCUUGCGAAGAGAAUUGGGGCUAGGUUUCUGCUUACUAGCACCAGUGAGGUCUACGGUGAUCCGCUGGAACAUCCUCAGAAGGAGACUUACUGGGGAAAUGUCAAUCCAAUAGGUGAGAGGAGUUGUUACGAUGAAGGGAAGCGGACUGCGGAGACGUUGACCAUGGAUUACCAUCGAGGUGCUGGCGUAGAGGUUCGCAUUGCUCGAAUUUUCAACACAUAUGGACCCCGGAUGUGUUUAGAUGAUGGGCGUGUCGUUAGCAAUUUUGUUGCACAGGCAAUUCGUAAGCAACCAUUGACUGUAUAUGGUGAUGGGAAGCAAACAAGAAGUUUCCAAUAUGUCUCUGAUUUGGUUAAUGGGCUGGUGGCUUUAAUGGAAGGUGAACACGUGGGACCUUUUAACCUGGGUAACCCAGGGGAGUUUACCAUGUUAGAGCUUGCAGAGGUUGUCAAAGAAACAAUUGAUUCUAGUGCUACAAUAGAAUACAAACCAAACACCGCUGAUGAUCCACACAUGAGGAAGCCAGAUAUUAGCAAAGCGAAGGAACUGCUAAACUGGGAGCCAAAAAUCCCAUUGAGAGAAGGGUUGCCUCUUAUGGUUAAUGAUUUCCGAAAUCGGAUUCUGAAUGAAGACGAAGGUAAAGGGAUGAAAUAA
Messenger RNA from Sphenostylis stenocarpa, 663 nucleotides. The record is from the annotation of a GenBank genome assembly. Lineage: Eukaryota; Viridiplantae; Streptophyta; Magnoliopsida; Fabales; Fabaceae.